Trichomycterus rosablanca is the source of this 1604-nucleotide messenger RNA. It is a transcript of the gene gpank1, whose product is annotated as G patch domain and ankyrin repeats 1. NCBI's taxonomy places the organism in Eukaryota, Metazoa, Chordata, Actinopteri, Siluriformes, Trichomycteridae. The record is from RefSeq and is a predicted model, not a curated record. The transcript has 5 exons. The coding region runs from base 94 to 1176 and encodes 360 amino acids. Gene Ontology annotation, molecular function: nucleic acid binding; protein binding.
ACCUUUGGAAAACGGGUGCAUUCGGAAGAACCGUACAUUCCGCUAAUAAAACACAACAAUAAGGGUCGGAAGCUGAAGGUGGAAGGUGCAGCCAUGAGCAGGUUGGGUUUGUUCGUCCGGGCGAGAGAGGAGGAGAAGAGCUGGAUGGAUGGAGGGAUGGAGAAGGUGGAGAUGAAGCCGUCUGCAGCUCGGAGUGGAGAGGAAGUGAGAGAGUUCUACCAGAGUCUGUUCCAGCAGGAGGAUGGAGGUGGGGACGGUGAGAGGAAGGAAGGGAACAAGGAGAGGAGAGAGAGGAGGCGAGCCAGACGAGGACAGGUUCGAGGAGGAGGAGGCGCUGGUGCUGCUGGUGCUUCUGGUUCUCCAGGGAGUGCGGCGCCCCCUGCAGGUCCUACAGAGGGCUACAGGCUGCUGCGCUGUGCCGAACAGGGCGACGUAUCGGGGGUGGAGACGCUCCUGCAGCGUGGGUGUGAUAUUAACUUUCGGGAUGAGUUUAAAUGGACGCCGCUGAUGAGCGCCUGUUACUCCGGGAGAACCCGAACCGCACGAGUCCUGCUGCACAGGGGCGCGAGCUGGAGGGGGGUCACCGAUCAACAGGGGAGGGACGCUCGGGAUCUGGCUCGGCUUGCUGGUCAUCAGGAAAUUGUAGCGCAGCUGGAGCAUUGUGACAUCAAACACCCGUCACGCCCCUCACACACACCUGCCGACACACCGCACCACAGCCCCGCCGCGCCCUCCCAGUGGUGUGAGGUGUGUAAGGUAAGUUACAGCGGCGCCACGCCCACCCACCACUCCUCCACCCUGCACCAGUUCUGUCUGAAGCGCCCGCCCUCCACCCCUCACUACUGCCUGGCGCCGUCCAGCGCCUCCUACCGGAUGAUGCUGCGCCUCGGGUGGGACCCCCGCUCCGGCCUGGGGCCCGGACACGCAGGCAGACUCGACCCCGUCGGGACCGUCCUCAGGUCGGACAAGUCCGGCCUCGGGUUCGGGGACAGGCCCAGGUCGAAGGUGACGCACUUCGGGGCCAAAGACGUGCAGGCGGUCAAGAGGGCGCCCAAGAGACGGGGGGACAGGACGGAGAGAGAGGCGACCGUCAGCACCAAGCAGAGGAGGAGGAAGGAGGAGCAGGAGAAGCAGUGGGAGAGGGACUAUCGCUCCUCGUUCAACUUCGACUUCUAAGCUUUGAUCUUUGGGACUGUUGGCAUUGAUGCAUCAGAUCUCCAUCCUGGUUACUGUAAGGGCGUGUCUGGUGCCACCUGAAAACUCUGGAUGUGAGCUAGAAGUAUGACCCGGGCGGUGUCCUACAUCAUGUUUAGAGUUGAGGAAGAACCCUGAGAGUCUAUAAGGGAUUCCGACCUCCAGGUCCUCCAAGUGCCAUUAAUGAUGGUUUUACUUUGACCCGGAUGUUUCUGGAAGGUUCUGGUGAUGGUUCCGUCUGCUACCCUGGUGUCACCAGCCACAUGACUGGAGAUUCAGUGUUGAAUCAGAGUGAUUCUUGAAGGUUUAGAAGUGUGAUGUCAUAAUCUGUCUUAAAACAGCGUAACCUUGUACGUGCUGCUGUCACACUGACGUGUAUUUGCACAAUAAAAUCAGUUUAAAAGUUAAAA